Molecule: messenger RNA, 786 nt
Organism: Betta splendens (Siamese fighting fish)
Lineage: Eukaryota; Metazoa; Chordata; Actinopteri; Anabantiformes; Osphronemidae
Gene: ppp1r17
Product: protein phosphatase 1 regulatory subunit 17
Exons: 4
Coding region: 159-455 (98 amino acids)
Biological process (GO): regulation of phosphatase activity
Molecular function (GO): protein phosphatase inhibitor activity
Source: RefSeq, a predicted model, not a curated record
GGGGGAGGAUGAGGAAGAGGUGGUGGGGGCGAGUGAGGUGGGGGUGGUCUAUGUAGCAUGUACUGGACGCAGAGGAUGCUCCACCUCCAGCCUUCAUAACCCAGAGCCAGGCUGCUGCAGCGUCUGUGAGCGACUGCUGAGACUGAGGGGUCUCAGAGAUGACGACUGACUGUAUGAGGUCAACCCCGGACAAUGAACAUCGACUGAUGACACAGGAGAACAAUCACUACCAGGGGACGCUGGAGAGCCUGGUGGACAGGAAGUCAGACAUGGAGGACGAUGAAGACAAGGAGAAGAAGGUUUGUGCAGAGAGUUGCGAGGGCGACCACCUGAAGAAACCUCGAAGAAAGGACACGCCCAUCCUCCACUGUCCUCCACAUAUACCAGGUGUGAGGCUGCUCAAGGCAGAGAAGCAGAUGGUUCACUUAGAGGAUGAUGAGAAGGAGGACGUUUAACUACCAUUUCUCCGUCAGUAAUGUUGUUUACAUCCGGCUGCAUUAAAUGUUUAUUCAUUAGUUUUGCCAGUGUGUGUGUGAUACUCGCUGCAGGAUGUGUUGAGUUCAUUAGAGACUGUAUUAAAAUGGAUUGUGACUGGUUGAGACAUUGUACAGUAUAUGUUCAGGUUACAUAUCAGCAUCCUAACAAAACUAGUUUCUUUAAACACACUAUGGUAGAAUAGAGGCAAGGAAGCGAAGAUUUACAUAGAGAGUCAAAGAGAAUUGAGGAACUUACAGUAAAUCCAGGACAUUUUAAUCAGAACCUAAGAUAUUAAAGCUAUAAAAUUGA